AUGGAAAAAGACCGAGGGAAAUGUAAACAACAUCCAGCCUUUCAAGCAUCUUGGAUUCUUAUGCCUUAUUUACAACAAGGAUCAAAUGUACAACUUAACUGUGGUAAAGUAGAUGAUGAUGAUGGUCUCAAUAAUAAAAUAAAACCAAUAUAUAAUGAACCUUUUAACGAUUCCGUAGAACGAAUUCCUUCAGAUUUGACAGACGGUUCUUUACCAAACAUUAGCGAAAUAUUG
Molecule: messenger RNA, 234 nt
Organism: Dentiscutata erythropus
Lineage: Eukaryota; Fungi; Glomeromycota; Glomeromycetes; Diversisporales; Gigasporaceae
Source: the annotation of a GenBank genome assembly